Molecule: messenger RNA, 3382 nt
Organism: Thalassophryne amazonica
Lineage: Eukaryota; Metazoa; Chordata; Actinopteri; Batrachoidiformes; Batrachoididae
Gene: mvb12a
Product: multivesicular body subunit 12A
Exons: 10
Coding region: 139-993 (284 amino acids)
Biological process (GO): receptor catabolic process; virus maturation; regulation of epidermal growth factor receptor signaling pathway
Cellular component (GO): ESCRT I complex; cytosol
Source: RefSeq, a predicted model, not a curated record
GAUGGGAGUUGUAGUCAAAGAAGGUUCCUUACUUCCUGUUUGGGCGAGGGAGAGCGAGAAGAAAUUUCGAAAAGCUGAAAAGUUGUUUUCGUGCUGAACGACUAAACCUCCAAGUGAGAGAAGUCAAACAAAGCAAGGAUGUCUUUGACGGAGCGUGUUGGUGCCCGACCAGUGACGGAAGUGGCCUGGACCUCCAACACCAGCACUUGCCCUAAAAACUUCACUCAAAUCAGCAUCACAGAAGAUGGGGCUACUGCUAACUUCACACGGAGUUUUGCAAUGAAGUCUGGGUAUUACCUCUGUUACAGCAAGGACUUGUCAGGAGGGACGGUUGUGUCAGACAUACAGGUCAUAUCAGAAAAAGAUUCCAUUCCUCAUGGAUUCUCCUAUAUUUCAGAGUACCUUGAAUCCAGGGCAACGGUUUCAAAAAAGAAACGAGUGUGUGUACGUCUCGUCCCAGUGGGCAGUGUGGACACAGCUGUGGUGGAUGUCAAAGUGACACUCAAAAGCAAAAUGAUGCUGCAGCACUACACAUGUGUGGGGGACAUCCAUGGUUAUGUGUUGUGGUGCAAAAAGGGUCGAUUUUCUGGCCCUGUACCCCAAGCCAAACCUCGUAAUGUCAGCCUGGACCUCAAUAAUUUCUCUUUGGACCUGCCGCCUGCUCCUCUGCCACUCAGACCCAGCAACACUCCUCCCCUGCCACCUGGAAGAAUAAGUCGCAGACGCGGUGUUCUCAAUCCCACAAAUAACACGAACAAACUUGCUGAUGGCUCUGGAAUCACAGCUCUAGAUGGAGUUCCUUUUGCUCUUCACCCAAAGUUUGAUAUCCAGACAAAUGACACAUCUUCUCAGGUGAACACUCUAAACAACAUUCAUAUAAAGUCUGUCCAAGAUAUUGAAAAUGAGUAUGGCUACACUUUUGCUGUCGAAGAAUUUACUGCCAAGAGGACCAGACCAUCUGUGCAAACAGAAGGUACCACAACAUCUCAGUGACCUUUGCCUCAGCACCAGUACCAGACUUAAGCUCUCUCUGAAGGGGAUAUUUUGGAAAGAAUUUUGAGUGGCGGCACAAUUUGAGGACAUUGAUAUACAGAGAAUUGACUGCAUAUACGGAUAUUUGCAAGGAUUUUAUUUUUGUAUUCACUGGAUAUUAGAGAUGAACACAAUUAAUGAAUGAGAGCUUGUUAUACAGCCUGAAAGCUUUAAUUUGAAGGUAAGAAUUACACCACGUAUUAUCUGUGGUCUCAUAUUUUUGGGACCAAAGGAAAUUGGACAGUUUGAUGCCACAUUGUUAAAGUCAAGGUGUGUGUUCUUCCCUCAGCGUUAUGCCCUGCUGUCACAGAGCGAAGAAGUGAGGUGGUGGAUUGAAUUCCGUUGAUAAAUCAGUCUGUCGAUCCAGAAUUGUAUAUAACAAAAUAUAACGUAAACAACUGAAAUGUAUUGAAUGAAAUUUGCUAGUUUCUUAGUUGUGCACUGUAAGUUGAGUGUUGUCAUGGGUGUCUUGGUGGGUCCAUUCACUAGUCUUUCAUGUACGGUCCUCAGGUCGCUGGGUAGAUUUACUGUACUGUGCCAUAUGCUUUCAGUUUAUUCCCUGCGAUUAGCAGGGCAAGUACAGGAUUAACAGUGUCAUUGGGUCCCCAAAAUAUCCAUAUAUAACUCUGUAAUAACUGUUCAGGUCUGAGGUUUUGGGUUAUGAUCAGUACAGGUGAGGAUCACUGAACAUUGUAUUUUGGGCCAUGUUGGCAUCUUUUACCAACUACAGUGAGAAUAACAUCAAAUAAAGACAUUGGCCUAUCAAUAUCCAUGUGAAGCUUUGUUACUAAUUUCGGGGUCCCGGUGGCCACUAAGGCCAGUGUUGCUGGUUAAUUAUUUUAAUCAUGUUUCGACAGAUAUGUACCACUUGAAAUCAACCACAGACUGUUUGUCUGUUGACAUAUUAAUGAAAUUUUUAAAUAAAUGACACAGCUGGCCAUACAGCAAAUCAGGAAGUAAUUAUGAAGUUAAAUUUGGCCCCUUAAUGGAAACCACAAUGGAGUCAUUCUUAUACUGUACACCCAAUUUCGACACAGUCAACCAACAUGUCAGUCUGCACUACGAGCUCAUAUUCAUUGUUUUCUUCAUCUUUAAUAUGGUUCUAUGCACAGCUAAAAUUAAAACAAUUUGUCAAUCAUAAAAUGUAUAUGGUCCUAAUUCUAUGUAUAUGUAACAUAUAGUAUGAAACUUUAAUGGCUUUCAGUUGAAAACAGGAUGUAUAAUAAUCUGUGUACAUCCAGCAGUCCUGUUUAAGAACUUCUUUUCUACCUAUGAUGGCAAUCAUUUAUUUCACGCAUUUAGAUAAUGUGUUACAUUCACAAGCUGGAUGUCUACUUUGUAGAAACGCCAUUGAAUUCCUCCGUUCUGUACUUGAAAUCUGAAUGUUCAAGGUGCCCAGUUGUCUGUUUCCCCAAAAAAUGCAGUUUUGUAUAGGGUCAUGUUUUGUAUCUGAACAUAUUGUCUUACCUGUUAGUUUGUUAUAUAUGUAAUGUUGAUGAGGAGAUGUGGUAAUAUAUAUAACGUUUUGAAACAUUCAUGCGGAUGGAUGUAAAGCAUCUGCUGUUUAGGGAUUACUUAUCUGCAGCAUUAACAUUAUUUUAAAGUAUUUGCUUCAUACAUGCAUUCUUUUUUAAGUCAUGAAUGCCCACCAGCCCAGUGAAAUGAUGAGCUUCGUGCACUGUUAAAUGAUGCCUCUUCUGCAUAGAAUGAAAACACCUGGCUGGAGGAGUCACUCAGUUGUUAGCAUGCUGAUCUUAUGUGUGGAAGAUUUAUUUCACAUGGGGAGGUGUAAGGCAGUGAGAAAAGAACUGGCUGGCUGACCUCAUGAUGCCAUGGUCUAAGACUGUCACCCUAACGAGCACAUCUCUGAAGCUCAGGAAUCACUAGGGGACUUGGCUAACGUUUCUGAUGCCUGAAAUGUUGAGGAAUAUCACUGACCCUUGCACAGUUUUAAUUAUGUUAAUAAUUUAUCUUUAUUUAUUAAUGCUGAGUCAGUUUUGGUAGAUAAAUAUGCUGCAGAUGAUGUGCUGAAUCCAGAGGGUUAACUAGAAUAAAUUGUGGUGCAUUGUGUGUUUCUUGAAGUAAAGGAAGCACUAUAUCAGCUUUACUUAAAAAUAUUUAUAGAUUUUAAGGUGAAUGGUAAAACUUGUUUAAGGUAUAGCUCUGUAUUUAUCAUGUUCUCAUCCAAAUGUGUGUGUGUGUGUGGGGGGGGGGGAGAAAAAAAAAUCUUGAUUAGAAAAAGCAGUCAUUUGUAAUUCAUCUCACUGUACUUUAUCUUUUCAAUCCUGAUUUGUUUUAAAGGUUUGUUCAGAGAUUUACUGCAUGUAAAAUAAAAACCAAGUGGAAUACA